CAGUCCCUCUCUCCGAUUAUUUUUUCUUUUCUUCUCCCUAUUACAUGUACGGCUCGGUAUUUCGAUCCUCAUUACCACCAGUAGCCCGUUCAGCCCUUUGCACCCCCGCGCUCGAUAUACGCCAAAGACCGCCCUUCCUCCGCCGCCCGUUCGCAGAUACGUACCUGCAGUAGGCGGCCGAGCUGUCUUGGUAGUAGUUACGACGCUAUCUGCUAACCAGCUAACCCAAUUCACAUAUCGAUAAUGCACUUUGGCCGUCCACUGAUUUGCGCGUUCGUCGCUUUGCUGUUCUGCGCCUAUCUGGGCUCGUGUGGAAGUUCGCCGGAGCUCCGGCCGAGGACGGCUGUCGCCUUGAUACCACGCCAGGCUACUGCGAGUGGAGGAGAAGACGGGCCCACACAGACGAGAAGCUCGGGACCGCAAUCGACGGUAAGGACGUCGAGUGACCGUGCAAGUAGCACAUCCACACCCGCUGCCGAUAGGUCCUCUUCCGUAUCUGCGGCACCGGCAGCGUCCGGUACCGACAUCUUCGAGGGUGGAAGACAAGAUGAAACUUCGAGAGAGGUCUAUGCCGGCGGCCUACCUAUCCCGCCCAAGGUCACGCCUGGCCUCGGAGUCGCCGGUAUAUUCUUGAUGAUUGCUGGGCUGUGCUGCAGCUUGGUUGGGAUCAAGAUCAAACGAGUGCACAUCUUCCUGUCCAGUGCCUAUCUGGUCAGUCUGGCAGUCACGGUCCUGAUCGUCUACGUCAUGAACCCACCGGUUGGAAAUGCAAUCCAAGGCGCAUACGUUGUGGCGGUGGUCAUGACCGGUACCGCACUCGGAGGUCUGGCUAUAGUAUUCCCAGAAGUGACGGAAGGACUGGGAUGUCUACUAGGAGGCUUCUGCUUGUCCAUGUGGUUCUUGGUCCUGAAGCCCGGCGGCCUUCUUACUUCCGUCUACGGAAAGCUCAUCUUGAUCGGAGCAUUCUGCCUCGUCGUCUUUGCCCUCGCAUUCCAUAGGGUCACGAGACCGUGGGGAUUGAUCGGAUCGCUCUCCUUUGCCGGGUCGACUUCGUUGAUCUUGGGGAUCGAUUGCUUUUCUCGCGCUGGAUUGAAGGAGUUCUGGCUGUACAUAUGGGCUCUCAACGAUAAUCUCUUCCCGCUCGGCACCGAUACAUAUCCCCACACCCGUGGAAUGAAAGUUGAAAUUGCUGCCAUCAUCGUGGUGUUCGCAGUUGGGGUUAUGUCGCAAAUGAAACUGUGGAAAAUACUGCAGGAGCGGAGAGGGGCUAAGGAUGCUGCGCGGCGACUUCAGGAGGCGGAUCUGGAGGCUGUGGAUGCCGAGACUGGCAGGAGGGUGGAAGCCGAGUACCAGGAAGAGAGGGGCAAGUGGGAGGCUACCUAUGGAGAUAAGGACAAGAAAGAUGCCUCAGCUGCUGUUCGUCCGGUAACCGGCGGAAGCAAGACAGACUCUGGACUCGGAGAUGACGAGACCAGAGCAAGCGGUGAAGUGACCGAGGGCUUUGGGCACAUCCAAACGAUGGGGAGUACGGGAGGAGAGUCUUCACGGAGGCAUUCGGAAUCACCAGAGGAUCCGGAUGGCAUAUCGACUUUAACGGAUGAUCAGGGUCUGAAACCGCCACAAAAGAGCGCACAGAAUUCCAGAAGAAACUCAUCCGAGGCAGCUUCUCGAAGGCAUUCAUCACAAUCGUUACGACGGCAAUCCACACAGACUGCAAAGGACGAGGAAGAUCAGGAUGCCGCGGAAAAGUCGGCGGGCCCCGUGGUUAUCCCACUGCCGUUCCAGUGCGAAGGCGAGGAUGACAACAGGAGCGAAGGAUCUUCGGUAGCGGCCAGGGCAGACAACGAUCAUUUCUCGGUCAUCAUUGAAGAGCAAGAGGGGCUUGAUAUGCCGGUGUUUUCAUUCAACAGGGCAUCAUGGGCGUCCAGUCUUGCGGCAACAUGCGAUGACCGACUGGAUGAGGAAGACGACGGCUUACCGGAAUUGGGUAGGAAUUCUACCAUACUCGACCCCAAGGAUCUCGACCCCAAGGAUAUCGCUUUGCCGAUGUCUCCGAGGGUUUCUAUGCAGAAAGAUGCAGUGGAAGGUCCAUUCGCGGACGGUGCACGUACUUCUAUCGACUCCCCGGAAGGUCCGGUUGAUACAGCUUCCAUCGUCACGCCAAACUCGUCAUCCGCAGCCUCAAAGGGACCACCGCCUGUUCUCCCCCAAGACUUGGUUCCCGCUUCCUUCCCGAAGUCCAAAGCGGAAUCGACAGCUUCGCGAGGAACUUUUGAGGUACAGACUCAGUGCUCGAAAGUUGUGAAGACGUAUCGCACGAACGAAUGGGCCAAACACCUAAGUGAAGCCGACAAGCCUGAGCUCGAUGAUUUAUCCCGCCCCCAGGCUGCAGAUGAAGACGAUGAGCAGCCUGCGCACUUGGAUUUCCAAGAGCUCCAGGGAACUACGGAAGGAGCCCCGAAGCCGGUCUCUCGGAAAGAAGCCAGAAGGUCAACGAGCUUCACUACACCAUUGCCAUCGUCUACAUCUGCGACCGCGCCAACCCGUUCCAGCUUCCGCUCGAACUCUGUCCCGCUUCCGAUUCCAGAGACCCCGCCAACCGAACAGUCUCCUUCUCCGCCGCCAGUUGCCCCCGAGCCAGUUGCGCAUGCGUUCCCACCGUUCCCUCUGGUCGAACGUGCGACUUCCGCUGCAGCCCAACGGGAAGAUAGAUUCCCAAAGCAAGGAACACUGCUCGGUCAACGGGAAAACCUCGUCCGCAAUAGAGCAAGCAUCACCGCUUUAGAUGCAUACGGCGGCUCGUCGCCUUUAGUAGGCCCUCUACCAAUUGCGCGGACCACUACCGAUCCUUACAGAUCGGCAUCUGCGAUGAAUUUCGCGCCCUCACGAGCUCCCACCCCUCUGUCUCGGGGGGCCACACCAAUCUCCCGUGUGGCUACACCCCAAUCUCGUGGCUCCACCUCCCAGAGUCCACAGGUGCUCAGCGACGACAUGCCACUUGCGGACCGCCAGCAAAUCCUCCACUUGCAGACACGCCGCAGCUGGAGCUCCACACAACGCCACCCCACACCCAUCCCACAACAGUAUCAUGACAAACGCACAGAUGUUUUACACGCAUUGAACGAAGGUCUACAGAUGCAAGAGACUGCGGCAGCAGCACACCUAGUGGAUCAGCGCCGCGCCGAAAUGCUCGACGAGCGCAAACACGCCGCUGUUCUCGAGCGGCAGAAGUUGGCGCAGGGGAACCUCCGCGGCGGACUCAUGGAGGAGCGCAUGCGCCAGAAGGAUAUGCUCGAGCUCCACCAGGAGGCCCUCAGGAAGAUGCAGCGCCAGGCGAAUAAGCACGCUAUGUAAGCUGUCGAUGUUUUAUGUUACGAUAUGGGAUUGAUGCGGUUGGGCUGGUGGGCACGGUGGCGGUAUGAUUCUUUGCUUCUAACUUCACUUUCACCUUCAUUCCUUUCAUUCUUUUCAUGGCGCAAA
This is a messenger RNA of Tricharina praecox, 3480 nucleotides long. RefSeq lists its product as uncharacterized. The transcript is spliced from 6 exons. NCBI's taxonomy places the organism in Eukaryota, Fungi, Ascomycota, Pezizomycetes, Pezizales, Pyronemataceae. The record is from RefSeq and is a predicted model, not a curated record. The coding region runs from base 244 to 3354 and encodes 1036 amino acids.